UCAUUGGCCAGAUCAACCCCACAGUUAGGUCAAUCUAAAAUGGCAGAGGUUGUGGAGCUACAGAAACUGAAGUUGGCGGAGCUGAAGCAGGAGUGUGCAGCCAGGGGCCUCAGUGUGAAGGGGAACAAAGCCGAGCUCAUCGCCCGGCUGCAGGAACACGAGAGCUACCUGGAGGAGCACGAGGAAGAUGUUAAUGAAGAAGAGGUGCUGGGAGAAGAGACUGAGGAGUCAGCGAAAACGGAGGCAGCUAUCGGAGAGAAACCAGCCAGCGAGGAGGCGGGUGGACCAGAAGGGACAACUGAGAAGAAGGUUGUUAAAAUAACCCCUCCGAUACCGAUUGAUGAGAGGUUACAGAAACGUGCGGAACGCUUCAAUGUGCCGCCCUCUGCUGACAGCAAGAAGGCAAUGCGUGCUGCCAGGUUUGGUUUGCCAGCUGUUGCACCAGUGUCCUCCCUAGGUGAUCCUGCAAUCAGCAAAGCGCCAGUCGACGUAGGUGUCCUGAAAAAGAGAGCUGAGCGGUUUGGGAUGAACGUGUCUUCCAUCUCCAAGAAGGUUGAAGAAGAUGAGAAACUAAAGAAGAGGAAGGAGAGGUUUGGGGGUUCAGCCACCGCAGCUGCUGCUGGAGGAGAGGACUCUGAGGCAAAAAAGCGGAAAAGAGCAGAGCGAUUUGGAAACGUAUGAAAUCACUCCAGAUUACUCCCCUACCCCCACCCCUUUUUUUAAACAUUUUUUUUUAAAUAAGUGAGAGUUUUUCAUUUAAAAUCUCCCCUUUUUAAUGUUUUUUCCCCCCUUAACACCCUAGGAAAUUGGGAUGCGUUUCCCCCUUAAAAUCCUAGGAAAUUGGGGUGUUCACUUUGGGAAAUUUAAUGUAUGCAAUACUUUGUAAAUUAAAGAUUUGCAAUUUUCAGAA
Messenger RNA from Anguilla anguilla (European eel), 910 nucleotides. RefSeq names its product SAP domain-containing ribonucleoprotein-like. Gene Ontology annotation, biological process: poly(A)+ mRNA export from nucleus. The record is from RefSeq and is a predicted model, not a curated record. Gene Ontology annotation, cellular component: nucleus. Bases 40 to 681 code for a protein of 213 amino acids. The transcript has 11 exons. Lineage: Eukaryota; Metazoa; Chordata; Actinopteri; Anguilliformes; Anguillidae.